Molecule: messenger RNA, 2210 nt
Organism: Mizuhopecten yessoensis (Yesso scallop)
Lineage: Eukaryota; Metazoa; Mollusca; Bivalvia; Pectinida; Pectinidae
Product: putative glycerol-3-phosphate transporter 5
Exons: 15
Coding region: 61-1437 (458 amino acids)
Biological process (GO): transmembrane transport
Cellular component (GO): membrane
Molecular function (GO): transmembrane transporter activity
Source: RefSeq, a predicted model, not a curated record
CAUGUCAACAAACUGACUUUGGAAAACGCCUUUUUCAGUUGACUUGGUUCACUCUUAAAAAUGGUUAUGAAGACACCGCUUGGCCGACCGAAAGGCCCUAGGGAUGGUUGUUGUAUAACAGCCAUUUUCAAGACACCACUUUACAGACGGCAGCUGUUGGUGUUUUGCCUGGGAUGGAUGGCCUAUGCUUCUACAUACUUUCUAAGGAAGCCAUUAGGCGUGGUGAAGACAGAUCUAGAGACAGAUUUACACAUAUCUAAAACACAGCUAGGAUGGCUGGACACGGCUCUCCUUCUACCAUACGCUUUAGUACAGAUGCUUCUUGGCAAUAUAGGAGACAAAAUUGGUGCUCGGAGGACAUUUGGAGUUUGUCUGAUCCUUUCAGCUAUUUCUAUGUUUACGUUUGGCCAGUGGAGUAAUUUUUAUGUAUUUGCUGCUUUACUGUUCAUGAAUGGAGCUGCACAGUCACAAUGCUGGCCAAACUGCAUGAAGAGUCUUGGAGCCUGGUACCCAGACAGGGUGAGAAACUCCAUAUUUGGAAUGUUCGGAACAUGUGCCUUCGCUGGCGGUAUCAUGGGAACAGGGCUGGCGGUAUAUUUGCAAUCAUCAUAUGGAUGGAGAAGUGCCUUUCUUCUGCCUUCAGCUUUUGUGGGAGUUCUAGGUGUGCUGGUGCUUCUGUUUUUUCAACAACCAGAUGAAGUUGGUAUGGAGGUUCCUGGUAAAGGUGAAACAACAGCUCCUGCAAAUGCAACCUCUUCAAAAAAAGCUGGAAAAAUACCUUGGAUACAGUUGUGGAAAAUUCCGAUGCUGGCUGAAGUAGCUGUUGCUGUGUUUUGUCUGAAGGUUGUCCGCUACUGUAUGUACAUGUGGCUACCACUUUAUUUAUUAGACCAUUUACAAUACUCCAAAGCUCAAGCUGGGAUGUUUUCAACAAUUUUUGAAAUUGGAGGAGUUUUCGGAAGUGCAGCCAUAGGUUUUGUAAUAGACGCUGUGUUCUGGGGCCGCUCACUCACAGGGACAGCAGUGUCGUCCCUCCUGUCGGCCUUAUCACUGCUGGGAUUCAUCCUCACAAGUUCCUGGGGCAUCUGGUUCAAUGGUCUUUUCCUGUUUCUGGCUGGAGUCUUCAACUGUGGUCCUGACAGUAUACUUGGGGGAGCUAUACCUGCCGAGCUGGGUGAGAUGGAUGGGCGAGAUGCUGCAGCUGCCACCAUAGGACUUGUUAAUGGUUUUGGAAGUGUUGGAACGUUUAUGGAAGGACCAAUUAUCGGUGUGAUUUCCACGUGGUACGGCUGGUCAGGGAUGUUCUACUUCAUGAUAGCGCUAUCCUUUCUAGGGACGUUUUCUGUGUACCGUGCUGCAGGAAAACAUAAUAAGUCUAGGAUGAGGACAAUACCUGAGGCAGAGCCACUAAAACUUGACACAGACAACUCUGUAUAGGCAAACUGACCAAUAGGAACACAGUUUAUUUUUCAAAUGGUGUUGUCUGAACAUUGGAAUUCCAUAGCACAUGUUUUUUUUUUAAAUUUAUCAUUCAUUCUUUAUAUUCACAGAUUUGGUUUUAGAUUUAUUUCUGUACUAUAAACCGAGAAUUUUUCGUCACUGUUUAACUUUGGCCUUUUUCACCCUACAUGAUGAGGGCAAAUGUGGCACGAGAGCAAAUAUCUACAUUGGCUAUAUCAUUUUGUUGUUUCAUAAAAAAAACGAGAUUAAGUAAGUUUUUAUUCUGGUUGUUUCGCCUUUUCGCAGCAUAGAGACAAAACAGCGAAAUGGCACAAAUCUUACUGUGAUGACAUCAUCAUGGAAAAGAUAUCACCAUUAAAUAACCACGACAAAUAUUCAGGUAUCUGCAUUUAUGUGGUUCUAUUUAUAGGGAAUUGAAUAUAGAAUAUUGGAUUAUACUGGUGUAUAUCAUUAUAUAUGUAGAUAAACAAUGCUUGUCUUUCCUCAGUGUGCUGGUUUAAAAUGCACACCAAAAUAGAGGGGAGGGGUAUUGUUGGGUAAUAUAACCAUGCUGCCCUUCUGUCUGUACAUCUGUUUACUUCGUGUUGCAACAUGUUAAACAUUUCUAAAUAGAAUCUUCAAUGGGGUGUUUGUUAGUGUUGAGAAUCAUUUAUAAAAAACAUUUCGGUAGUUCUAACCGUUUGUUAAUCCAACAGCCCAUCUUUUUAGCCCACCAUCAUCUGAUGGUAGGCUAUUCAAAUUACCCUGCG